AUUCAAAUUGCCAUGCACGCGCAAAUGCUAAUUAAAAUCAAAGAAGAGAGAGAGAGAGAGAGAGAGAGAGAGAGAGAUUACACUAGAGAUGGGGUACAGCACAGGUACUUCUCUCCUGAUGAGAAGCCCCAAGAGGGAAGAACAACGGGUGCCGGAAGCAGACGCCGUCGCCGGCGAGGAGAUGGAUGUCAUCGUGGAAGAACUGGAGGGCAUUUUCUGCAAUAUCAAGGGCGAGGAAAAAGUAGAGCAUGGGGACGAUGACGUGUACGGCGGGGAUCAAUUCGUGACGAUGAACUGGGAGUUCAUGGAUUGGGAGGAGGAGGAGGAGGACUGCCUCGCCGCCGCCGCCGACGAUGGAGCAAGCAAGCCUUGCAGUGAAAAACAAGAAAGUACCCAGUUCAUGGGCGUGUUUGGGAAGAAAGAAAGCGUGGCAUUCUGGGAGAAGGAUGAACACAGAGUGCCCCUGAACUUGAAUUUGAACUAUCAAGAUGUGUUGGAUGCGUGGUCCGAUCGAGGGUCACUUUGGGCUAAUGAUUUUUCUCUUUCCAUUCCCAACGCGAGCGGCUAUACGGGGGAGGUGCCGGUGAUGAUGGAAGAAGAAAGAAGCAGCAGAAGGGAAGCCAGUGUGCUGAGGUACAAGGAGAAACGCCAAACAAGAUUGUUCUCUAAGAAGAUUAGAUAUCAAGUUCGCAAACUCAAUGCUGAUAAAAGACCUCGACUAAAGGGUCGGUUUGUAAAGAGAGUUGGAGCAGAGAAGACCACACUUGUGAAUAAAUGAAUCUGAAAUAAUAUCUCCACCAAAAUAUCUAAUUUUUUUGGAUAUAUUAUUGAUUUAAAUUAAGAUAAAAAAUUCUGGCAUAUUCUAAGAUUUGAUAAAAAAUGAAAAUAUUUUUAAAAAUUUUUAAAAAUAUAUAUAUUUUUGACAAAUCUUAGAGACUAUCAGUAUUUUUAUACUUUAAAUUAUUUGUGUUAAUUGAAAAUAUCUUUUUGCACCUUUUGGUGGGGAGCUUUAAUGGUUGACCAACUUGCUAGUGUGCUAAAGCUUUGUACACGGUGGACCUCACCUCCAUCAUGCUCCGUCAACGGUCACCCAUCAUGGACUGAAAAUUACUGUGUGGCAUCUACCGUACCGGCGACGCAAGCACGGUGGUCCUCAUUCCGUCAUCAUCACCGUCCAUCACCAAUCAUCACAGAGCUCCACUUUUUCUCUUUUAUUUAAUGCACACUGGAUUAAAGAUUAUGAAUUUACGAUUGACUGUUAAGGUAAUUUGAUGCAUUUUUCAGGACUAGAUCUAGUUCGAUUAAUGCGGAUGACUUUAUUUUUAUUUUUACGUUUUACGUGCAAAUAUGCUUAAUAUUUAUGUUAGAUAAAUGAAAUACAUUUUUUGUAUCGUCUUUUAAUAAUAAAAAUUUUGAAAGAAAAUAACAA
Malania oleifera is the source of this 1429-nucleotide messenger RNA. Its product is annotated as protein CHLOROPLAST IMPORT APPARATUS 2. Gene Ontology annotation, molecular function: protein binding. The transcript is spliced from 3 exons. The coding region runs from base 89 to 778 and encodes 229 amino acids. Gene Ontology annotation, cellular component: nucleus. The record is from RefSeq and is a predicted model, not a curated record. Lineage: Eukaryota; Viridiplantae; Streptophyta; Magnoliopsida; Santalales; Ximeniaceae. Gene Ontology annotation, biological process: regulation of DNA-templated transcription.